Molecule: messenger RNA, 968 nt
Organism: Camarhynchus parvulus
Lineage: Eukaryota; Metazoa; Chordata; Aves; Passeriformes; Thraupidae
Gene: SCGN
Product: secretagogin, EF-hand calcium binding protein
Exons: 11
Coding region: 1-822 (273 amino acids)
Biological process (GO): regulation of presynaptic cytosolic calcium ion concentration; regulation of long-term synaptic potentiation
Cellular component (GO): synapse; cytosol; terminal bouton
Molecular function (GO): calcium ion binding
Source: RefSeq, a predicted model, not a curated record
AUGGAGAGCGGCGCCGACGGGCGCCUGGACGCCGCCGCCUUCCUCGGGGCCUGGCGGCGCUUCGACGCCGAUGACAAUGGCUACAUAGAAGGGAAGGAGCUUGACGAUUUUUUUCAUCAUCUCCUGGAGAAACUAGGACCAGAAAGCACCAUCACAGAAGAAGAAGUUCAGAGGAUGAAGGAGCAAUUCAUGUCUGUCUAUGAUGUCACCACAGAUGGACGCUUGCAAAUCCAAGAGCUUGCAAAUAUGAUGUUGCCGGAUGAUGAGAAUUUCCUACUGCUUUUCCGACGGGAAACUCCCUUGGACAACAGCGUGGAAUUCAUGCGGAUCUGGCGCAGUUACGAUGCUGACAGCAGUGGAUUUAUUUCAGCUGGUGAACUCAAAGAUUUCCUGCGAGAUCUCUUUUUGCAGCAUAACAAGAUGGUUGCUGAGGUAAAGCUGGAAGAAUAUACUGAUACUAUGAUGAAAAUCUUCGACAAAAACAAAGAUGGACGACUGGACCUGAAUGACCUGGCAAGGAUUCUGGCACUCCAGGAAAAUUUCCUUCUACAAUUCAAGAUGGAUGCUUCCAGCACAGAAGAAAGGAGGAGAGAUUUUGAGAAGAUCUUUGCACACUAUGAUGUUAGUAAAACAGGAGCGCUUGAAGGCCCAGAAGUGGAUGGGUUUGUCAAAGACAUGAUGGAACUGGUCAAGCCCAGCAUUAGUGGGGUGGACCUGGACAAGUUCCGCCAGAUCCUGCUCAACCACUGCGAUGUGAACAAGGAUGGGAAAAUUCAGAAAUCUGAACUAGCUUUGUGUCUUGGGCUGAAAAUUAACCCAUAGCUGGGAAAGUGCUUGUGGUUGUGUUUCCCUUGAAAGAUUUGCCUGCUGCUCCUCGUAGAAGUAUGUUCUGUGCUGCUGCGGGAGUGGUGGGGAGCUGAGGCACCACGCUGCCAGGCUGGAGAGUGGGAUUUACACGAUGGCCUCCU